AUGGCAAAGAUACCAUCUAUGAUAGAAAGCAAUAUUAUCCAACAAAGAAAUAUUAAAGAAGAUGGUAACUCAGCAUAUGGUCUGUAUGAAGAUGAUGAAAUAAAAUUUUCAUCGCAAACCAAAGUUCCUGAAAUUGAGAAAGAAUGGCAACCAAACAAAUUAGAACAAGGAAACAUUGGCGAAACGUUGAAAAAGCAUGCGCAUUUGAUGAUUAAUCAACAACAGCAAGAAUUAAUCGACGAUAUUAGUCGACAACGUUCAAGAAAAGAGCCUUUUGGAUCAGAGGCACAAACAAGAGAUGUUGAUUUGAUUGAUAUUGCAGUAGAUAUUGAUAAAAACAAAUUAUUAAAGCCACCGAUAUUUCGCACAGUAAUCGAGCAUGACGCUAUAUGUACUGAUGCUGAUCAUAAACCACCAACGUUAGUAAUAGAAGAACGGCCAACAAAAUAUGCGAAUGACUUUGUUCUUAUUCUGUUGGAUGAGCAUCUUCAUACAAUAUCUAAUCAUUACUUUGAACAUCAUGUUGGUUUGGAGAAGAUUAUCAAAUUUUUUGAAAAAUUUCAUAAUCUGGAACAUUGUAUUAAUUACCUAAAGACACUUUCGCAAAAACAAAUUUAUUUAAUAAUUUCGAGUAUAUUAAGCAAUAAAAUUGAUAUUACUAUAGACCGUUUUCCACAAAUUAUUCGAAUUUAUUUAUUUACUGCGCAAAAUAUUAGAAAUUUAUCUAUUAAAAAUUCUGCAAUGGUUUUCCAUAAACAUAUGAAGGAAAAUGAACGAGGUUACUCGAAAGAUUUUCUGCCGUUAAAUUUUGUUUGUAAAAACGAACAGAUGUCGAUGUUAAAUGAUAUUGAAUCACAUUUUGGAGAUUUUUUAUUAUUGCAAUCAAUAUUGAUGAGUUUAAAAAAUACUGAUCGCGGAAGACAAGAUAUGAUUACUUACUUGAAUUUCUUUUGUAAUAAUGAACCACGAUACUUAGAAGAAAUUGCUGAGUGUGAUAAGACCUAUAAGCCUAAAGAUGCUAUUAACUGGUAUACGCGAACGAGUUUUAUGUAUCGUACUCUCAAUACAACAUGUCGCACACAGAAUAUCGAAUGCAUGUUUCAACUACGAUACUACAUGAAUGAUCUUAAUCAACAAAUAACGAAUGAAUUCCAAGAAUUGAAAGAUGUGAUAGAUGAAAGAUAUAUAUUUUAUCGUGGUAAAGUAAUGUAUUUGGAAGAAUUAGAAGAAUUAAAAUCAUGUGAAGGAAAAUAUAUCUUAACAAAAACAUUUUUAUCAGUAACAUUAAUGAGAGAUGUAGCUGAUAUUUAUGCGGGUGCAAGUGCUCAUUUAGAGGAUGGACAAGUAUCAGUGGUAUAUAAAAUAGAAGUUGAAACUGACCAUUCAAAACCAUUUGCUCUCGUUCGAGACAAAACGGCAAUAAAAGAUGACGAUGAACUGUUAUUUAUAAUCAACAUGUUCUUCAAGAUAAUAUCAGUCAAAGAGAUAAAAGAUAAUUGUUGGGAAAUACAUGUGAGAAGAGAUAAAGAGGUAGCAGAAGAAGAAAAGCAAAUAUUAGAUUGUAUUCAAGCUCAAAACCAACAAACAGAUCCGUUCAAAAUAGCAGCACAUCUUACACAAAUUCAAAUUGAUAAUAAACUUCCCAUGAAAAUAUCUUCGCGGCCCAUCAUACAAGAACUACCCAAAACGAAUUUUACGUAUGAAAAUGUUAAAGAGUUAUUAAAUGAGGACUCUUCACUUAUGUCCACUUCGACGGUCCGUACAUGUCGAAUGUCAGGUUCAUCUAAAAGAGCGAUGGUAGAAUUAAAAAAAUUAGAAAUUAAACCACCACUAUUACAGCUCAAAACUGAAGACCGCAUCUGGCAUGUGUUACUCGAAGGUCCACAAAGCACACCAUAUGAAAAUGGAAAAUUUUGGAUUAAAAUUGAAUUUGCAAAAGCCUACCCCUUCAAGCCACCUCACGUAAAUAUGACAACACCGGUUUAUCAUCUAAACAUUGACAAAACUGGUAAACUAUGCAUCCACAUCCUCGGCGAUGGGUUUAGUCCGGCAAUAUCAAUGCAAACGAUAAUACACGAAUGGUAUUCUGUUUUUAAAGAUCCUCUUAUCGAUGAUGCAAACUUAGCUGCGUUAUAUCAGUCUAAUUAUACCGAGUAUUGCACCAAUGCAAGAAAAUGGACCGAACGAUAUGCCAUGGGUGAAUAG
Molecule: messenger RNA, 2205 nt
Organism: Didymodactylos carnosus
Lineage: Eukaryota; Metazoa; Rotifera; Eurotatoria; Philodinida; Philodinidae
Source: the annotation of a GenBank genome assembly